Molecule: messenger RNA, 3514 nt
Organism: Xenopus tropicalis (tropical clawed frog)
Lineage: Eukaryota; Metazoa; Chordata; Amphibia; Anura; Pipidae
Source: RefSeq, a predicted model, not a curated record
GUGGCACAGAGGGAAAUGGGCGAGCACUGGUACCAUGCAGAUAUGAGCCAGGCAUGGGCAGAGCACUUACUGAUACGAGAUGGGCGGGAUGGUGCCUUCCUUGUACGUCAGAGUGAAUCUGUAAACGGGGCAUUUGCAAUAUGUCUCAUGUACCAACAUAUGAUACACACAUACCGUGUCCUGCCAGAUGACUGUGGCUUGCUCUCUGUGCAGUCUGUGCAGGGUGUAGAUGUAAAGAAAUUUGAGCAUCUCAGCGACUUGGUGUAUGAAUAUAUGCACAAACAGAAUGGACUGAUCACAGCACUACAGUAUCCUGUGGGGUGUGAAGCAGAACUCAGCACUGAGCAGGUUAAUGACUAUGUUGAAACUAUGAAGUCCCCAGGCUGGAAAGAUAUCUCAUACACAGGUACAAGGAUAGUAUCAUGCCAGAGAGGAAUGGCCCUUGGUACCCAGAGGACGUUACUGCAGGAAGAUGUGGAAGACACCAGAAAACAAGGCCUGGGCCUGUUCCACUUGAGUCCUCUGUUAGAGAAGCAAUGCAGAGAGCUAGACAGAGAGAUUGGAGUCACCUGGAACAGCCUGAGGGUACUUACAAAGGUUUUUGGCCAGAUGAUCUCAGAUUUUAAUUCGGAAGAUGAGCAAAUGUUGGACAGACUAAUGAAUAAUAUCUCUGCUGUUCAUGAGAUCAUUGCCAGUCUGGAAAAUAAGGUUGUACAAACACUGAAGGACAGUCUCACAAGUUUUGCCACCUCUCCUGCAUCUCGUGGCUCAAUGUCCCCAAGAGUACCAGUUACUGCCACCAGUAACAGAACAGGCAAAACAGAUCCUCAAGAUGGGUUACAACAAGACAGAAAUCAACCUAAGAAGAAUUGCCCCAAAAGCUUGUCUUUGUUUGUCGGGACCUGGAAUAUGGGUGGUUCCCCCCCUCCACGCUCAAUCUCCUCCUGGUUGUCUUCGAGAGGGCUAGGGCGAAGUCUGGAGGACACUGGCCCCUGUGUCUCACAUGAUUUAUACAUGGUUGGAACCCAGGAAAACCCGCAAGGAGACCGUGAGUGGGCCGAGUUUCUAAGACUGGCACUGAUAUCCCACACAGGGAAACAGUUCAAAGUGGUCUCUAUGCACUCUCUGGGGGGAGUGAAACUCGUGCUGCUGGUGAAACAAGAAUAUGAAAGUCUGAUUUCUCAUGUGCAGAUUUCCAGUGUGAGAACAGGAAUGAGCAAUACUCUGGGACAUCGGGGGGCUGUUGGUGCAUCUCUUGACUUCUGUGGAAUAUCAUUGGGUUUUGUCACCUGUCACCUGGUGUCAGGAAAUGAGAAAGUGCAGAAGAGGAAUCAGAGUUAUGGGGAAAUUCUGCGAGGACUGACACUUGGAGACGAGUCAUUAAAGUGUUUCCAGCUCCCAUUGAGGUUAACACAUCUCUUUUGGGCUGGAGAUUUAAACUACAGGCUAAGCAUGCCCCUGCAGGAUAUCCUUCAGUGUGUGUACAGUGGCCGAUAUCAGGUUCUGCUUCCAGUAGAUCAACUCAGCCAGGAGCGUGAGAGGAAGAAAAUCUUCUUGGGAUUCAAGGAGGAUUCAGUUACAUUUCCCCCAACCUGUCGUUAUGAGAGAGGGACCCGAAGCUAUGAUCUACACAAAGCCAGGACUACUGGAACUCGUUUAUUUGCCCCAUGCUGGAGUGACCGUGUCCUUUGGACAUCAUACCCAGACACAGAUAUCAAGUGCACAUCUUAUGGUUGCACAGAAGACAUUGUGACCAGUGACCACUCCCCUGUGUUUGCCACCUUUGAGGUUGGACUCGACUGCACAUCCCAGCAAGAUACCAGCUGCACCGUCAGAUUCCAGAGCAUUGAGGCCAUUAUUAAAACUCAGAGCCGAUCCAAAGGUUUCAUUGAGUUCAGAUCUGUGUGUAUGAGGGGAUCCCCACAAAGCAAGGAAAACAGCACCCACAGCACUGAGGGCUCUGCAUUUCUGAAGCUAGGAUGGUCGGAUCUAGACUUGCCAGAAAUAACACUGGUUGGCCAGGACAGAAGAUCCGCACUGACCAGGCACAUACUAUUUAACAUUCGAUCCACAGAUGGGGGAGAGUCAUAUGGUGAAUGUUGUGUCUCAGUAAACCCACUGAACAGUGGCACUGACCAUCAUUUCCAAGCAUUCCUUUCCCAGCGAGGAGAAGAGACUGGAUCCAUUCGGGGCUGGGUUAUAGUGAGCAGAUUUCUUGAUGUCAACCCAUUGAAAAGCCCCAAUACCCUGCAGGGAGAUAACGAGAAAGGUCUCUCCUCAGUAAGAGAGAGUUCUUCCCUGCUCACAUGUGCUCCUGUUUCUCCACGUAAUCCUUCAGCUUCCCAACUUUUAGCACGAACAGCCAGGCGCCGCCCUGCAAGUCUGUGCUGUGUGAUGGAGAGUUAUAGCAAUGCUGAAUAUUUUCUGUUUGAGGGAAUGCCUAGUACCCCGACCUCUCCAAGACCCCACUCAGCACUUGUGAGUGGAGAUCAUCAGAGUUCAGGUUUACAUGGGCGACAAUUCGACCUUAGGCCCGAGAUGGGAAAAAAUUCUGCCUUGGUUCCAAUAAGCAAACCCAGCAAAGCCACCUCCAGGUCCCUGGCCUCACACAAAGGGUGCUGACAACUAGGAUUGCUGACAAGCUAAAAUGCAAUGUUUAAGUAUGAUGAACCUUAGCUAUAAUUCUGCAGCCAGGUGGUGGUACAAAAGCUUCAUAUAUUGUAAAUCAAUGAAAUCUAGGAGAUGCAAGUACUUGUAUUGCUUCUAUAUUGGCAUCUUGGCAGUCUGGAGCACAAAACACACACCUUGCUUUGUGUAAAUUGCAUUUAAUUGCCAUUAGAUGGCAGCGGUAACACUAUUAUUUGGGAACCAUUUGCCUUGAGGGACAUCUCAUAUCAAUACUGCUACUCACUCACACAUAUUUAUAGGUUAUUUACAUGCUAUCAUGUUCAAAAAGCUACAAACCCAUAUUGUUAUUACUACAAGCAGACAGUUUGCAUGCACAAGCUUUCCUAUAUGAGUGCAAACAGUUGUUUUUUUGUAUUAUACUACAAUUUAUGUCAGCAUUUAGGAGAGAAGUUACUCAUCCCUGCCUGCUUCUGCACCAGUGGAGCUUACCUACAUGAAUGUUAACAUAUUUAAAUUGAUCACGAUAAGGGAACAUUUGUUUAGCACCUUUAUUUCCUGCUGUAGAGAUAUUGGUAGAGAUAGUGUAGUUUUCAAGGCAACUGUUGCUCUGAUGUCACCCACAUGUGAACCACAUGAAAUGCCCAUUAUUUAAACUUUGAGUUCUUUACUAGCAGGGAAACAUAUUUAUGAGUAAUAUGUUAAUAUAUAAAAUAGGGUGACCAGAUCACUUGCACUGAUUGCAGUUUAUUUUAAAUGCAAUCAGUGCUGUCCUGCAACAUGUAUUAAUUAGAUGUGUCCCUGAAUUUUCAAGUGAUCAGGUCACCCUAAAACAGAUUUAUAUAUGUUAACCAAUAAUUUGUUCUGGAAUAAAUAUGUGUUUUAAAUG